Molecule: messenger RNA, 1317 nt
Organism: Didymosphaeria variabile
Lineage: Eukaryota; Fungi; Ascomycota; Dothideomycetes; Pleosporales; Didymosphaeriaceae
Gene: rhp57
Product: DNA repair protein rhp57
Exons: 2
Coding region: 1-1317 (438 amino acids)
Biological process (GO): DNA strand invasion; DNA repair; mitotic recombination
Molecular function (GO): DNA strand exchange activity; ATP hydrolysis activity; ATP binding
Source: RefSeq, a predicted model, not a curated record
AUGACAGACAUUCUCCACGUGCUGCCCGACUUCGACACCGCCAAGUUUGCCCAUCUGCUGCCCUCGCUCGACAAGGCCCUGAUCUCGACAAACGACCUCGUCACACUCGAGCCCGCCGAUGUAGCCAAGCGCGCCCAGGUUCCCGCGGGAGAGCUCCGCAAGCUCGUCGACGCCCUUGUGCUCGCCCUGCACCGGCACCUCGGUUUCGGCGCAGAGGAACCUCGCAGCAGCGCAUUUCUAUCUGCUUCAGGUCAUACUUCCGCCGCCCACACUAUAAGCACCUUGGACGAAGAGCUCGACCAAGCGCUACUGGGCGGCAUCCGUCCUGGCUACCUGGUCGAGGUCACUGGCGAAAGUGGUGCCGGGAAAACGCAGUUCCUCCUUACACUCCUGCUUGCGUCGCAGCUCCCUGCGCCUCGCGGCCUAUCCAAGACUGCCGUCUACAUCUCCACCGAGGCACCCCUUGCUACCAAUCGCCUUACUCAAUUACUCUCCGCGCACCCAUUGCUCGCCUCGCUACCGCCAAAAGAGAAGCCCUCGCUAUCGCGCAUACUGAGCAUUCAGACGCCCGAUCUCGAGUCUCAGGAACACAUACUUCGCUACCAGCUGCCGGUGGCUAUCCAGAAGCACAAUGUGGGCCUCGUCGUGCUGGACUCCGUCGCUGCCAACUACCGCGCUGAGUUUGAUAAGAUUAGCGUAAGGCAGGGCGCAGCUUCCAUGGCGAAGAGAGGUGCCCAAUUAGCGCAGCUAGGCGCUCUGCUACGCGGUCUGGCCCGCACAGAAGGAAUUGCAAUCGUCGUUGCAAACCAGGUGGCAGAUCGCUUCACUCGACCUGCGACCCUCAUCUCCAACCCUCCUUCUCGGACUAGUAGUCAGAACCAAGGAAUCGAACGCCAGGACACGCUGCAGCCGUUGACAAAUCAGGGGCCUCACUCAAUCCCACCUUCGCAGAGGGAAGACGAGAUAAUCCUAUCGCCAGAUCCCUUGGCGCUCGACCACCAGCAAUGUUGGUUCACAGGCUGGGGCGACAUCCGCUCCGAUCCGCCGCACACACUGAAGACACCAUCGCUUGGCAUCAUCUGGACGAACCAGAUCGCCUGUCGCAUUGCCUUGAACAAGCGACCCGUCUACGCGCGCCAACCGUGGGUUAUCUCACGUAACCCCGAGGAUAUUGGGAUUGAAGACGAAACCCACAUCUCGAAGUGGCGGCGGUGGUUCAAGGUCGUCUUUGCGCCCUGGGCUCCGCCAUCGGAGGGCAGAGGUGUUGAAUAUGAGGUUGUAAGCAGCGGUAUCCGCCAUGUAGUGAAAGAGAAAUAA